AUGCUCAAGCACAGUCCAUCGGAAGAACCAGAUUAUGGCUAUACGUCUCCCACCAGCAGCGAAGAAUCGCCCCCAGCUGCCAUGGAGAACAGCAUGAGUCCCGAUGACUACGGCUGGCCCGAUGCAUCUCUUGCUGGCAAUGGCUUUCCUGGCACGCUCGGAUCGCCAAUGAGUGUCGAUGCUGCCUCGCUGCUCGACUUCGGCGCUGCACACAUACAGUACAACAUACCUUUCCUGUACGGCAACUUGGAGCACCCAGCAGCUCAGAUGCAACUGCAGUCGGACAUUCAACAGUCACAGCCACAGCCACAACGUUCCCAAUCUUACACCCUGCCAUCGCCACCACUCGAUCCUCUUGCACACCUUCCGCUUCCUCAACUUUCGAGUCCAAUGUGCCGCCACCGUGGGCGCAACUGCAUGGUAACGAUGUUCCGCCUCGCAGUCGAAACACAAGGCCAGGUUCCAACAUCUGGAGCGUCUCGCGACGAACACUCGCGAAUCGUCGAGACUCUGCUCUCGCGAACUGGUGACACCAUCUCAACGCUCAGCGGGGUCCUGGACUGUCCUUGUUCGAGCGAGCCAACGGUCACCUCUGCGGUCUGCACCAUGAUUUCGAAGACGGUUGGAUGGUACAGCAUCAUUCUCGACAUGGAGAGCGCCGCGCCCGAAGGUCAUAUGGGACAAGAUAUGGCUCGUGCGCGAACAGCUUUGACUGGCCUGCGAGGCAAUCUUGAUAUGCUUCUUGCGAGAUUACCGCACGACAGCAAAUGA
Fulvia fulva is the source of this 771-nucleotide messenger RNA. RefSeq lists its product as uncharacterized. Bases 1 to 771 code for a protein of 256 amino acids. The transcript has a single exon. Gene Ontology annotation, biological process: regulation of DNA-templated transcription; aflatoxin biosynthetic process. The record is from RefSeq and is a predicted model, not a curated record. NCBI's taxonomy places the organism in Eukaryota, Fungi, Ascomycota, Dothideomycetes, Mycosphaerellales, Mycosphaerellaceae. Gene Ontology annotation, molecular function: DNA binding. Gene Ontology annotation, cellular component: nucleus.